AUGCAACUAAUACAUGUCAUCCGCACACUUGUAAAAAAUAUGAUAGCCCCAAAUCUCCUCCACCGUUCCUCUACAACUCCGAUAAUUACAAUGUAUAUACAAGCAUGCAAUGCAAAUGCAACCAUUUUCUACCCUCUCCCUCGCACCGGACUUGUUUUUCUGAUAUUUUCUCAACCUCCGAAUCCCUCCUGUCCAUCUUCUCUUCUUUAUUUCCCUAUAUUUAGAAUUUGCUUUACUCUUUUGGGAUUGGGAUGAGAGAGACAGGAGGGGGCACAAUGUUCGCUGAGGCUGAUAGCAUUCCAAGAGGCAAGUUUGGCAACAGUGCGCAUUCUGAUCCUAACAUUUCCAUGACUGCUCCUGUAAAUGAAGAUGAUUUGGGUAUGAGUUACAGCAGCGCAUCCGCUGCAGGCCUUGCCUUUUAUGAAAGCAACAGGUUGAGUGGCGAAGGCUCACCCUUGACUAUGUCACCAUGGAACCAAACCACUCCUUUCAAAAAGUCUUCAUGGACCUCUUUCGACGAAGACAACAUGCCAGCGAAUAGUCUGAUCGGCUCGCUUAUACGUGAAGAGGGCCAUAUUUAUUCCUUAGCAGCCACAAAGGAUCUCCUUUACACUGGCUCUGAUAGCAAGAACAUUCGUGUGUGGAAGAAUCUUAAAGAAUUUUCUGGCUUCAAAUCAAACAGUGGGUUGGUUAAGGCCAUUGUGAUAUCCGGUGAAAAGAUUUUUACUGGUCAUCAAGAUGGGAAGAUUCGCGUUUGGAAAAUCUCUCCUAAGAACCCUAGCGUUCAUAAACGAGCUGGAACUUUGCCAACUCUCAAAGAUAUCCUUAAAAGUUCCAUUAAACCAAAAAAUUACGUGGAAGUGAAACGUAAGCGCUCUUUAUGGCUCAAACACUCGGAUGCGGUGUCGUGUUUGAGCAUGAACGAGGAACAAGGUCUUCUUUACUCUGCUUCAUGGGACAGAACCUUCAAAGUUUGGAGAAUCUCUGAUUCCAAAUGUCUUGAAUCAAUUCAUGCACACGAGGACGCUGUUAACUCUGUCGUUUCGAGCUUGGGAGGAAUGGUUUUUACUGGGUCAGCAGAUGGAACCGUCAAAGUGUGGAAAAGGGAACAGCAGCGGAAAGGAACAAAGCAUACAUUAGCUCAAACUCUUUUACAACAAGAAUGUGCGGUUACAGCGUUAGCAAUCAACACCCCUGGUUCAAUAGUGUAUUGUGGCUCCAGUGACGGUCUGGUCAAUUUCUGGGAACUUGAAAAGCAAUUAUCCCACGGCGGGCUCCUUAAAGGACACAAGAUGGCGGUUCUUUGCCUUGAGGCAACAGGGAAUUUGGUGUUUAGCGGAUCAGCUGAUAAGACUAUAUGUGUUUGGCGUAGGGAUGGCAACAUCCACACAUGCCUUUCGGUGCUAACAGGGCACACGGGGCCAGUGAAGUGCUUGGCUGCCGAUAAGGACCAGGAACCAGGGAAUGAACAGCGGUGGAUUGUUUACAGCGGAAGCCUUGAUAAGUCCGUGAAGGUAUGGAGCGUUUCGGAGUUUGCUCAGGUGGCAACGGUACAGCAGAAUCAGCAGCAGGGGAGCUAUGAUAGGGAGUCUGUCCCAUCUGAUGGGAGCCACUCGUCCACCAGCAGAGCCAGCCAGAACUGGAGGAACUGAUCCCAAUGAAUUCCGGGUCUUCCAUUUUGAGAUACUGAUACAAUCUUUUGAUGCCACGUGCACAUGAUUUGUAAUAAAAAUUUGUUAUGUUUGACACGUGGAAUUGAGGGGGAGCAGGUCUGUGGCUGGGGUUUGCAUGACAGAGAGGGGAGGGAUCAUUUUAG
Molecule: messenger RNA, 1816 nt
Organism: Durio zibethinus
Lineage: Eukaryota; Viridiplantae; Streptophyta; Magnoliopsida; Malvales; Malvaceae
Product: protein JINGUBANG-like
Molecular function (GO): protein binding
Source: RefSeq, a predicted model, not a curated record